CAUGAUAAUUUAAAAAGAGAGUUUAUACAUUUGAUAUAUUUUAAGGAGGAUGCUGGUAGGAGUUCAAUGUGCGAAGGAUGUCCCGGACAAGCAAUGUGCAGAGCUCAGGGUGCGGUGGACCCAGAUCAGGAGGUUAUAGAUGUCAGAAUGGGGGCCAUAAAACACAAGAUCCUCGUGUUGUCUGGGAAGGGAGGUGUUGGAAAAUCAACUGUAGCAUACUUGUUAUCAUUGGCUCUAGCUAAAUGUCAAUCAUCUAAAGUGGGUGUGAUUGACUUGGACAUUUGUGGACCCAGUAUCCCGAAGCUCUUCAAUGUGGAGCACCAGUCUAUUUUACAGUCACCAUAUGGAUGGAAGCCUCUUAUAUCUCCCAAUGGCGAUAUCAAGGUAAUGUCUGUGGGAUCUCUCCUCGAAUCUGAUAAAAUGUCCAUCAUUUUCCGAGGACCGAGAAAGACAGGUUUGAUUAAAAGAUUCCUGAAGGAGACAUUCUGGGGAAAAUUAGAUUUCCUAAUUUGUGACACUCCCCCUGGAACAAGUGAUGAACACAUGGCGAUUGUCAAACUUCUGAAAAAUGUCAAACCAGAUGGAGCCAUCCUAGUUACCACUCCUCAGGAGGUUGCCAUGGCAACCAUUAAAAAAGAAAUCAAUUUCUGUAAGAAGAUGGGUUUGUCCAUCCUGGGGAUUGUAGAAAAUAUGGGUGGCUUUGUCUGUCCUUGCUGUAAGGAAAUGUCGGAGCUCUUUUCUGGGAGUGGAGUUACCUCCCUUGCCAGCAGCCAUGGUGUCCCUGUUUUAGGGCAUCUACCAAUGGAUCCAGUAUGUACCGUA
Messenger RNA from Saccostrea cuccullata (small rock oyster), 822 nucleotides. RefSeq lists its product as uncharacterized. The record is from RefSeq and is a predicted model, not a curated record. Gene Ontology annotation, molecular function: ATP binding; iron-sulfur cluster binding; ATP-dependent FeS chaperone activity. Lineage: Eukaryota; Metazoa; Mollusca; Bivalvia; Ostreida; Ostreidae. Gene Ontology annotation, cellular component: cytosol. The transcript is spliced from 7 exons. Gene Ontology annotation, biological process: iron-sulfur cluster assembly. The annotation marks the transcript as partial.